Molecule: messenger RNA, 3511 nt
Organism: Pelobates cultripes (western spadefoot toad)
Lineage: Eukaryota; Metazoa; Chordata; Amphibia; Anura; Pelobatidae
Source: the annotation of a GenBank genome assembly
AUGUCUAGGAAGCUUACAGCAUGGAAAAGGGAAGUGGGGGUCCCCCAGGGAGCUACGGCCCACACCAGGGCCGAUAUCCAGCUGCUCUCUGGGCUGCUGGCUGAGUGCCGUGAACUUGCCAGCAGUGGCCUCCACUUCCUAGAACAGCCCCCCCCGUCCCUGGAGGUGGGAGAGGGUACCGAGGAGGAGGUAGUCCCUGAGACCCCCCCUGAGGUGGCUAGUGCCAGCAAGACCCCUCAGGCCUCCCUCACCUAUGCUGAGGCUGCAAAGGGUGAGGGGGUUGAGGCUAGGGUCUUUAUGGGGCUACCUUCUGACAGGCUCCGGGGUCUGCUUGUGUCCCUGAAGGCCCAGCAUGCCGAGGCAGACUCUGGCCUAGCUGGGGUCCAGGCAGAGCUAAGGGAGCAGAGGGAAAAAUCAAACAGGACCUCUAAUUACAAAAGAGGUCCUUUGAGGGCCGCUAUAGCUGAGAAAAAAUUAGUGGAGCAGCAUCUAUCCUACACCCUGCUCCAGACUGAAAAGAAAAUAGCAGACAUCCAGGCCAUCCUGCAACAGAGAGCCAAGGACGCUGCGAGGUCCAGGAGGCAGAGGGCUAUGGAGGGCAGGAGGGACAUGUCCCCAGGUGAGGAGUCCAGCAAGGACUUGGAUUCCAACUCCCAUCACUCACCUGGGGAGCCGUCUACCUCUGCCCUUGCUACUCCAGGGGGCGCUGCUGAGACGGAGGGGAAGGCCAGAGAGAAGGACAGUGAAGAGGAGUGGGACGGAGAGAAAGGUGAAGAGUGGCAGCUGAAAGUGCAGGACAGAGGUCGAGGGCUGAUUAAGGAGUCUCUCCUCAAGUUUGGAAACGAACUUGGGGAGGACUCCGUAAAGGACAAAAAGAAGAAAAAGAAGAAAAAGAAAAACAUCGCCCGGCGUCAGCCUGAGACCUCUGUCAGGGGGUCUGGAGAUUCCACAGAGGAGGGUGAGUGCUCAAAUGCUGAGUAUAUGUACAAUGAUGAUGUUCAGGCCUUGCAGAAGCCUGGGGCCAGGGAUACUAACCCUGCAGGUGGCAACACCUGUAUGCCCCAGAAACCUGCACAACCUGCUUCUGUGGAAGUAUCUGGGCCCCCCGCCGCCCUCCAUGGUGACAGGGAGACCAUCCCCGCCGGUACUAUGGCGUGUACCGGUGAUCCCAUGGAGGGGUCCUUCCCUUGCUCCCUUCCCACUCCCUCCCUUACCUGCCUUCCCUCUGACCUUCCUCUCCGUGUGGUUGCGUCCCCUGGAGUGGCUGGUACCUCUGCCUCCUGUCCUCAGGCGGCUGCUGGGCAGGAUGGCACUGGAUGGAGCAGUCUGGAGCAGGGUGAUGGCCCUCCUUUUCCCUCUGCUCCCUUGGAGCAAGCUCGACUGCUCUCCCUACCAGCAAGUCUCCUCCCCUGUUUGUCCCCCAGUCUGUUUCCCUGGAUGUGUCCAAGUUUGUCUUCCAGUCUGUUCCCCCUGCUUCCCUAUGUGUUCCCCUUAUGUCUGAAUGUGUAACCAGUCCCCCUGUUGUUCCUGUUGUUCCUGUUGUUCCUGUUGUUCCUGGUGCCGCGGGUGCCGCUGGCGCUAUGGAAGACAGGACUGCAGGGGACUCCCAUCAUCCUCAGCCAGCAGUCCAUACUGAGGAAACCGCCAGUGGAGGUAAGAAAAGUAUGACUAACAUUGUGUUUGACUCCACUGGUGGUUUAGGGAUGGCUGAGGAGGAUGGGAGUAUGGAUGUAAAUGUAAUGAUGGGACCUAUUGGCCUUAGUAAAAAGGUCCACAGCCAGCCUGUUUGUAUUAAUGAUGUUGCCCCUGCCCCUGGUGUUGUUGCCCCUGCCCCUGGUGUUGUUGCCCCUGCCCCUGGUGUUGUUGCCCCUGCCCCUGGCGUUGUUACCCCUGCCCCUGGUGUUGUUGCCCCUGCCCCCGGUACUAUUGCCCCUGGUGUUGUUGCCCCUGCCUCUGGUUAUGUUGCCCCCGCCCCCGGUACUAUUGCCCCUGCCCCUGGUACUGUUUCCCCUGCCCCUGGUUAUGUUGCCCCCGCCUCAGGUUAUGUUGCCCCUGCCCCUGGUUCACUGGAGUUAGUUGGUACACAGGUGGCGGGCACGAGCACGGGCACAGGCACCCUGACAAAGGGUGCCGCGGUUAUAAAUAGUUUAGACGCACAAGCAGGUACACGGGUUCCCCUUAGGCACUCCCAGGUUGUCACCCAGGGUUCUGGUGUGACCGAGGCCUCUGGUUCAGCGAGGGGAGUCCGUCCGAAUCAUUCCCAGACGGCGGGUCCCGGUGCGCCCCCAGGUCUGCACAGGGUACAAAGUGGGCAGGAUUCACCGCUGUGGCCAUUUCUCGCCAGGGUCUUAAGAAGGUCACUUUCCUGGUGAGAAAUGAAUCCAUCCCCAUAGCAGACAUCCUUGUUUGGACUAAGAGGUUUGGGGAUGUUAAAUCCCCCCCUGUUAAGAUCUUAGAUGAGGAUGGGAUUUGGACAGGCGGAUGGACUGUUUCAGUGUUGCUGCGGGAGAUUCGAGGUGUCACACAGCAUAUGCCUAAUAGUUUUUUCAUCGGGGCUGACCGGGUAUCCUGUUUUUACCCUGGUCAGCCCAGGGUAUGUCACAAGUGCGGAUCGUACAGGCAUUACAGCAUUGCCUGUACGGUCCUCAAAUGCACUAUGUGCGGCGCUGUGGGGCACCUCCGGGACAGCUGCAGGGAGAUCCGGUGUCAUCUGUGUUCAGAGAUGGGUCACACGUACCGCACCUGCCCCGAAGCCCAGCACAAUGUAGAGUCCAUCUGGAGUCAGGAGCCGGUGGAGAUGGACUCUGCUGGGUUAGGGGUUCAGGUAGCAUCGUCAUCUACAAGGCCCAUCUCUGGCACAAGGGUUUCCCUGACCCAGCAACAACCCAUCCUCCCCUCGGUCUCUGUAACAUCUCAGGACCCUGGGAAGGCCACAAGUUCACGUCCCCUCACGAAAAGUGUACGUAGAGAACGCACCACCUCCACAGCCAUUAUGGCUCCCCCUAGACCCCCUCCCCCUAGGCCCCCCCUCCUAAAUUCUCCACGGUAAAGGUUACCCCCACUGAAAAAUCCCCAGAUGCACGUCCCUUAGAUGCACAGUCCCUAGAGUGGAGCACGGUGAAAGGUAAGAAACCCCCCCCCCUCCAAGACCUCGACGCUGCCCUCACCCCGGAAGAUCGCCAUACCCCCUGCGGCGAAACCCCCGAAAGGGGGAGACGCCACUUAUAAGGGUGGUGUGGCACGGGCGUCAUCCUCCUCUUCGGGCUUGCAGGAGGCCCCGGUGCCCGUAUCUAACAGGUACGAGGCACUGUCCUCCAGCUGGGCCGACUGUGAGUACGAGGAGGAGAUGGCGAACCUCCCCGAGGUGGUGGCAGGGGUUGAGGUGGGACAGGAGGUGCUUCUGAGAGACGACGGGCCACUGUAUCCCGGAGUCUCAGUGAAGAGGUUCCUCGGUUCCGACACGGAGGAGGAGGGGUACCGCAGAAGGAAGGGAAAGUCUCCUUAUACUUAA